Malassezia vespertilionis is the source of this 924-nucleotide messenger RNA. RefSeq names its product Rhodanese- sulfurtransferase (gene RRS1). The transcript has a single exon. Gene Ontology annotation, cellular component: nucleolus; preribosome, large subunit precursor; nucleus. Lineage: Eukaryota; Fungi; Basidiomycota; Malasseziomycetes; Malasseziales; Malasseziaceae. Bases 1 to 924 code for a protein of 307 amino acids. The record is from RefSeq and is a predicted model, not a curated record. Gene Ontology annotation, molecular function: protein binding. Gene Ontology annotation, biological process: endonucleolytic cleavage in ITS1 to separate SSU-rRNA from 5.8S rRNA and LSU-rRNA from tricistronic rRNA transcript (SSU-rRNA, 5.8S rRNA, LSU-rRNA); ribosome biogenesis; ribosomal large subunit export from nucleus.
AUGGCGGACGUGAGUACAGAUGUGGUGAUGGGCGAAGCCCCGUUGGAGGCCGAUGCUGGCCUGUUAGCAUCGUAUGACUUUAAUCCUCUGGAUAAUAGUGGGUAUAAGAAGGAUCGCGAGGCUCUGCUGGUAUCGCGAACACGAAAUGCGACUCAAUUCCUGCUCAAUACCAUUUUCAAGCUGCCCAUUUCGCGCGAUUUGGACUAUGGACCGCUCGCAUCUUUGCCGCGCUUCACUUCUCUCCUUCCGCGUGAGAAGUCGCUGCCGAAGCCGAAGCCGCUGACCAAGUGGGAGCGGUUCGCGCGCAAGAAAGGAAUUGUGAAACGCAAGAAAGACAAGAUGAUCUUUGACGAGGAGAGCCAGAAAUGGGUUCCACGCUGGGGAUAUAAAGGCGCAAAUAAGACGCUUGAUGACCAGUGGCUUGUGGAAGUGCCGAAUACGGCGGACGACGAGUUCCGGCCGGAUAAGGCGGCUGCGCGCGAGCUCAAAGAGCGCCGCGCAAAGAAUGAGACCCAGCGCCAACGCAAUAUUGCGCGUGGUGCAGCGGAGAUGGCUACUGCAGUUACAGAUGCCCCCAAACGCGCAAGCGCACUGGGCUCGGGGGUUGCGCCCAAGGCGCGCCGCCGUGCUGAGCUAGAAGCCGAUGUCUUGCGCGCGCGCGGAAGCACCGCUUCCAUGGGCCGCUUUGACAAGCAUUUGGAAGGCGAAACUAAGCCGCGUGGUGUCAAGCGUCAGUACCAACCGAACGAGAUGAAUACGACAGACGAACGCAAAGCAAAUUUGGCGCUUUUGGGCAAGAUUGGGCGCGGCGGCUCCGACGUGAACAUGCGCAAGGCCAUCAAAUAUGCCAGCGAUGGGCAAGGCUCCAAGGCAUUUAUCGAUCGGAAGCAAAGGGAGCGCGCACCGGCAAAGCGCCGCAAGUAG